Leptonychotes weddellii (Weddell seal) is the source of this 3633-nucleotide messenger RNA. Lineage: Eukaryota; Metazoa; Chordata; Mammalia; Carnivora; Phocidae. The record is from RefSeq and is a predicted model, not a curated record.
GCAGGAUCACCGUGGACUUCAUUUGUAUCCACACAGCUGGGCCGUAAGCUGACUGUGGCUAAUCCCCCCAGUUUAUGGGUGGGGAGACCCUUUAGGCCCAUAUAGGAGUUGUGUCCUCUGUGGGGUCACACAGCAAAGAUGGGUUUGGACCCAAGACACUGGUGUCCCAGCUGCUCUUCUGUCCUUACUGGAGGACAGGUUCCCCCCUCCCCCGGUUAGGAGGUCCCAGGGAAGAGGGCGGGCAGCUGGCCGUGGGUGACUGUGCUGCACCUGGGAGAGGGGGGCAGAGGACGUGAGAUCGGAGGGAGCGAGGGGCCGCUCCUGGGGUCUCACUGCAGCCUCUUUUCCCGUUCCAGGGUUACCACAGGUCAAACCACUUCAUAGCUGCUCAAGGUACCUGCACCUCUGCCCGCGCCCGUGUGCUGAGUGCCGUCUGCCCUGCUGCCUUCCCUCUGACCUGCUUGGCUCCCUGUCUGCCUCCCUGAUGUCUCUCUGUCCAAGUCCCACUGUCUGGCUGCGGCUUCUGGCCGCCAGUCUCUGCUCCUUUGUGUUCGUGUCUCCCCGAUGUGCUCAGUGCAUGUGUAGUUCCCUUGGUCGUCUGUCUGUCUCUGAGGUGGUGCAUGCAGAAGGGUAGGCAAGCUCAGUCCUGCCAAGUGUGGAUGGUGCCUCUGGCUCUGGGGGCUGCCUGGGUCCCUCUGGCUGUCUUUGCCCCCAACUGUUCAUUUGUCCGUUCCUCUGAGAGACUUGGGCUGUAGACUGAGGAUCUAGCCCUCUGGCUCUGCCUCCUGGGUUUCAGUCGGGAUGAUUGGGGUCUCCGGCCAGCCAGGCCCUCUCUGAUCCUACCCAUACCCUUGGGGCCCCCCAGGCACGAGUUGGCAUUGGGUGGGGUGUGCACGGGGUGAGCAUGACGCCUUCACUGGGGCUCAGGAGCCUCCUGGCCUGGGGUGGGGGUGCUGGGCAGCAGGUGCGCUGGCCCUGGGUGGAGACCUUGCCUCAGGGAUGAGCACCCUCUGCGCCCCAGGGCCGAAGCCCGAGAUGGUCUACGACUUCUGGCGCAUGGUGUGGCAGGAGCACUGUUCCAGCAUUGUCAUGAUCACCAAGCUGGUGGAGGUGGGCAGGGUGAAAUGCUCACGGUACUGGCCGGAGGACUCGGACAUGUACGGGGACAUCAAGAUCACGCUGGUGAAGACGGAGACUCUAGCUGAGUAUGUCGUGCGCACCUUCGCCCUCGAGCGGAGAGGCUACUCUGCCCGGCACGAGGUCCGCCAGUUCCACUUCACCGCCUGGCCGGAGCACGGUGUCCCCUACCACGCCACAGGGCUGCUGGCCUUCAUCCGGCGCGUGAAGGCCUCUACCCCGCCUGAUGCUGGGCCCGUUGUCAUCCACUGCAGCGCGGGCACUGGACGCACAGGCUGCUACAUUGUUCUGGAUGUGAUGCUGGACAUGGCGGAGUGUGAGGGCGUCGUGGACAUUUACAACUGCGUGAAGACCCUCUGCUCCCGGCGCGUCAACAUGAUCCAGACAGAGGAGCAGUACAUCUUCAUUCACGAUGCAAUCCUGGAGGCCUGCCUGUGUGGGGAAACCACCAUCCCUGUCAGCGAGUUCAAGGCCACCUACAAGGAGAUGAUCCGCAUUGACCCUCAGAGUAAUUCCUCCCAGCUGCGGGAAGAGUUCCAGACGCUGAACUCGGUCACACCGCCUCUGGAUGUGGAAGAGUGCAGCAUCGCCCUGCUGCCCCGGAACCGGGACAGGAACCGCAGCAUGGACGUCCUGCCGCCCGACCGUUGCCUGCCCUUCCUCAUCUCUGCUGACGGGGACCCUAACAACUACAUCAAUGCGGCCCUGACGGACAGCUACACGCGGAGCGCGGCCUUCAUCGUGACCUUGCACCCGCUGCAGAGCACCACGCCGGACUUCUGGCGGCUCGUCUACGACUACGGGUGCACCUCCAUUGUCAUGCUCAACCAGCUGCACCAGUCCAACACUGCCUGGCCCUGCCUGCAGUACUGGCCAGAGCCGGGGCGGCAGCAGUACGGCCUCAUGGAGGUGGAGUUUGUGUCGGGCUCCGUGGAUGAAGACUUGGUGGCCCGUGUCUUCCGGGUGCAGAACAUCUCUCGGCUGCAGGAGGGGCACCUGCUGGUGCGGCAUUUCCAGUUCCUGCGCUGGUCUGCGUACCGGGACACGCCUGACUCCAAGAAGGCCUUCCUGCACCUGCUGGCCGAGGUGGACAAGUGGCAGGCCGAGAGUGGGGACGGGCGCACUGUCGUGCACUGCCUAAACGGGGGCGGCCGCAGUGGCACCUUCUGCGCCUGUGCCACAGUCCUGGAGAUGAUCCGCUGCCACAACCUGGUGGAUGUUUUCUUUGCUGCCAAAACGCUUAGGAACUACAAGCCCAAUAUGGUGGAAACCCUGGAUCAGUACCACUUUUGCUAUGAUGUGGCGCUGGAGUACCUGGAGGGUCUGGAGUCAAGAUAGCGGGGCCCCUGGCCUGGGGCACGCAUUGUGCACUCAGGGCCAGGCCCAGCACGGACGAGGAAGACCUGGGCCCCGACUCUGCUCCACUACAACUCCCACGGGGAAAGCACUAGAGUGGGCCCUGCGCCAUCUUGGUGCCCCUUUCCGCUGUGGGCAGGGCCUCUCAACGUGUCCGAUGAUGGGCAAGCUGUGGGCCACAGAGGAGCUUAGCGGCUGCAGCCCAGCCCCCCUCCACAGGGUCCUGCAAGUCUGCACUGUGAGUCUGGCACUGCCUGGUGGAGUGACAGGGGCUCAGGGCUACCAGCUUGGGAGGACCCAGGCUCAAGCUCCUUGACUCCAGGCUCAAGCCCCAGACUCUGUCCCAGCCCUUGGCAGAGAUGAGUGAGCCCCUGCAGAGUCUGCGGCUGGCCAAGGUUUCCACCCAGCGUGGCUUCCUCUUGACACAGAUAGAGGGUGCAUUGGGACUUGGCAUCUGGAAUCCCACCUGGCCUGGUCCCUGAGGGUCCUGGGGAGACUGGGCACAUCAGACUGGUCCUCCCCAGAGGGGACUAUGGUCCCCUCCUCCACCCUGCUGCCCCCCCCCCAGCCCCGGGGAUAUUUUGCUUAUGGUCCCUCCCACUAUUACUUCUUUGAUGUGUGCUCUGAGCUUCCUUGAACCCAGAUCUGCCCUUCCCUUGCCCUAUUCUCCAUGGGGGCCCUUUCCCUGCCUGACCCAAUGUCUGCAGAAUGAAGGUACCUCAGCCCUUCUUCCUGUACCUUUCAGGCCUCACUGGUGGGUCCUGCUCAGCCUAGGCCAGUGACAAUCUGCAAGGUUGAACAACAGCCCUUGGGGUUGAGGUCUCUGUGACUUCUGGUCAGGCUGCCCCCUGGGGACAGGGCCCUACUAGAUCGGGGUGCUUGCAACUUCUACAGUUCAGAGGAAGAACAUGUAUUUUGGGAUGGAGGAACAAUUCUCUUUUGUUAAUUUUAUGAUUUUUUGAUGGGUGGGUGGGAAAAUCUCUUUAAAAUGGGGCAGGCCACACCCCCAUUCCGUGCCUCAAUUUCCCCAUCUGUAAACUGUAGAUAUGACUACUGACCUACCUCGCAGGGGGCUGUGGGGAGGCAUAAGCUGAUGUUUGUAAAGCGCUUUGUAAAUAAAUGUGCUCUCUGAAUGCCACA